Messenger RNA from Parnassius apollo (apollo), 450 nucleotides. The record is from the annotation of a GenBank genome assembly. Lineage: Eukaryota; Metazoa; Arthropoda; Insecta; Lepidoptera; Papilionidae.
AUGAUCAGCAAGCAAUAUGAUUCUUACACUGUAUUUCAGAGCAAGCAAUAUGAUUCUUACACUGCAUUUCAGAGCAAGCAAUAUGAUUCUUACACUGCAUUUCAGAGCAAGCAAUAUGAUUCUUACACUGUAUUUCAGAGCAAGCAAUAUGAUUCUUACACUGCAUUUCAGAGCAAGCAAUAUGAUUCUUACACUGCAUUUCAGAGCAAGCAAUAUGAUUCUUACACUGCAUUUCAGAGCAAGCAAUAUGAUUCUUACACUGUAUUUCAGAGCAAGCAAUAUGAUUCUUACACUGCAUUUCAGAGCAAGCAAUAUGAUUCUUACACUGCAUUUCAGAGCAAGCAAUAUGAUUCUUACACUGCAUUUCAGAGCAAGCAAUAUGAUUCUUACACUGCAUUUCAGAGCAAGCAAUAUGAUUCUUACACUGUAUUUCAGAGCAAGCAACAAUGA